Molecule: messenger RNA, 983 nt
Organism: Daphnia magna
Lineage: Eukaryota; Metazoa; Arthropoda; Branchiopoda; Diplostraca; Daphniidae
Exons: 6
Coding region: 45-680 (211 amino acids)
Source: RefSeq, a predicted model, not a curated record
GCCAACCCAGUCAGUUAGUCGACUGUUUUCGCUGUCUGAUCGUCAUGGGACGCAUCUCUUGCUCAUUAGUUAUGUGCGUGCCAUUAGUGUUAAACUUUCUACUUUUCAACAGUUUCGCUUGGGCUUCAAAUCACGGCGUAGGUGAUACGUUGGAUAAUAACUUGGUGGCUUCCGUGCAACCGCUGGGAAGUUAUUCUGACGUUGAUGCGUUCCUACGCGGUUGCAUGCAAAACUACGGAUCGAAGGCAGUGCGCCGCGUCAAGGAUCAAUGGGCACAGACGGGCGUCUGUUUGGAGAGGAUUUUCUUCACCGAUCACAUUGCGAAGCAGAGCGAUGGCCUGCUGAUUCGCAUUCCGUCGGACAACAGGACGACAACGAGCAUGAAUGAUGCGCCCAUUACGAGCCUAUGCAAUAAUCACAUACCGGACAUUGAGCAAUGCAUUCAGUCGUUCAUUGUGGCACUCAAAGGCUGCACGGCCGUCCAGGGCGAUCACGAUUUACAAUCGCUUGGAUACGCGUUGUCGGGCGCGCUGAACUACGCCUGCCAACACGAAGGAGAACGCAUCGUUAGGUUCGUUGCUGGGGGCGGCACCGAGUGUCUGAAAGAACCACAUGACGCGGACAUCCUUGACUGCUUUCCACUGCGACAUUCUUUUCCUCACUCGACUGCAAGGAAAUGACUCUAUUUUUCAGAAGGAGAAUUGCAGGAUUCAUCAAGAGAGUAACGAGUGUAUCGUCCGAGUGUUUGAGCAGUGCACCAAUCCUUCGAGCAACGUCAAAGAUAUCAUUCGAGGAUUAUUAAAUACCAUCAUGAGUGAAACCAAAUGUGGCAGUUACAUCCACACCGUUAACGAGAGCGGCCCUUCGGCAAGCUACAACAAUAGCUUCGCAGUACUGCUACUUUGCAUACUAGUUUGCAUGUAUCAUUUGUUCGUGUAGUUCGGGUUCUGCAAAUGUUAACAUUAAACUUAUUUUUAUUUAUU